UUUCUUCUAAAAGUUAUCAUGAAACGAGGAAGGGACAUAAUGUCCUUUUUUACCCCAGUAAACAAAAAAGGUAGAGAAACAAAUCAAGGUAUUGAGAGAGUUGAGGAGCAGGAAGAGGGAGAGUCGGAUGAGUCAGUGGAGGUUGAAGAGAGGGCAUGUGAUAAAAGAGAGGGCUCUGACACAGAGAGGGAAAUUCCAGAGAGUGAGGAGCAUAAAGAAGAGAAUGAGGAGCACAAAAAAGAGGGUGAGGAGCACGAAGAAGUGGAUGAGAAGGAAGAAAACAUACAGGGACAGAGAGAGGAACAGCCAGAGGGACAGAAAGUGGUUAUAUGUGGAUCAACUACAGCACCAUCAGAUAUCAGCAAGUCCAAGAAUGAUGUACCAGUACAGCCCAACUUGAAGAUAUUCCCAACCACUUUGAUGGGGGACAGAAGACGGAGCUUCAGGCCAAACUGGUAUAAUCUUCAUCCGUGGUUUGAGUACUCUGUCAUGAAGGACUCUACAUAUUGCUAUGCAUGUAGACAUUUUAGCACACCAAAUGCCCCAGACACUGUUUUUGUUUCAACACUUGGUUUUAGAAACUGGAAGAAAGCAACUAUGAAAAAUGCAGGGUUCUCUUUCAGUCGGUCACUACGACGUCACGUUGUGACCGACGAACUGGGAACUCGCUUAGAGAGACCAAUCUACUUCGAGUAA
Molecule: messenger RNA, 696 nt
Organism: Misgurnus anguillicaudatus (oriental weatherfish)
Lineage: Eukaryota; Metazoa; Chordata; Actinopteri; Cypriniformes; Cobitidae
Source: RefSeq, a predicted model, not a curated record